This is a messenger RNA of Punica granatum (pomegranate), 926 nucleotides long. Lineage: Eukaryota; Viridiplantae; Streptophyta; Magnoliopsida; Myrtales; Lythraceae. The record is from RefSeq and is a predicted model, not a curated record.
UAUAUAUGAAUAAACUUUCAUACCUCCAUGUACAUUCGUCGAAUAUCGUAACGAAGUUAAUUAGCAGUACGUAAUAUCUCAUACAUAUACACCAUAUAUGGAUCCAUACGCGGAUCUUAAGACGCCGCCAACCACAGCUGCCACCGUCUCCGACGUGCCCGGUGGCGUAGGGGCGGAGGAGAGCACGGUGGUGGGGAUGGUGAUGCAGCAGCCCGUAGCGGAUAUGGGAGCCAGGACGCCGGAGGAGGAGAUCAGGAAGAUGAAGGUGAUGGUGGCACUGGACGAGAGCGACGGGAGCUUCUACGCCCUGAGGUGGACCCUAGACCACCUGUUCAGGGGCCGCACUCUCGAGGAGAAUGACCGGCUCGGGAGGGUCACGGUGGUCCACGUCCAGCAGCCCUUCCAGCAGUACGUCUUUCCCGCCGGGCCCGGCGGAUCAGUUCGGCCAUGUUCGCAUUUGCGAUGUACGUACACGUACGCAGCUUUCUACGCGUCAUCUGCGGUGGUGGAGUCCGUGAAGAAAGCCCAAGAAGAAAAUGCGACCUUCAUCCUCUCCCGGGCGCUCCAAAUGUGCAGAGAAAAAUUGGUGAAGGCGGAGUCGUUGAUAAUGAACGGGGACCCGAAGGACAUGCUAUGUCAAGCCACGGAGCAGAUGCAUAUGGACCUCCUCGUCGUGGGCAGCCGCGGCCUCGGCAUGAUCAAGAGGGCAUUCCUGGGGAGUGUGAGCGACUACUGCGCUCACCAUGCGAAGUGUCCCAUCCUUAUUGUGAAGCCACCCAAGGAAGUGACUAAUAAGUAGUUAGGGACUCAACUCACUCAAAGUCCUAGCUAGCGAAUAAGAAUGGCUUGGCUUGUAACAAAGGAUCGUGUGGAUGUAGUCAUGAAGGCGGCUUAUGUAUAGUACAUUUUGCAAUUUCAUUGCUGUA